This is a messenger RNA of Prorocentrum cordatum, 2570 nucleotides long. The record is from the annotation of a GenBank genome assembly. Lineage: Eukaryota; Dinophyceae; Prorocentrales; Prorocentraceae.
CUGGCUCUUUUUCAAAACCAUGCCGGCUCAAGCUGAUGCGGGGAGGGCACGGUGGCCUUAGCAUCGAUGCCCGCGCAUAGGCUAAUUCGGCAGUGAUCUGUUGAACGUCGUCUGGGCUGGACCCAUGACAGCUCAGCAUAGAUGGACGCUUUUGGAGAACUACGGAGACGUGUACACCGCGCGCACGGGGCACACCGUCGUCAACGAGAGCGGGGCGUUCUAUCUCUUCGGUGGCACUGACGGUGCGGCCCGUCAGAGCGACGCGCAUGCAUACAACGUGGAGACCCAGCUGUGGCAGGAGAUCCGCGCGAGCGGUCGGCCCCCGCCGGCGCGCAGUGGAGCCCAGGCAGUGGUCUGGAAUGGGCUUGUCUGGUUCUUCGGCGGAUACACCAAAAAGGAUGGGGACUACUUCAAUGACGUCUUCACCUUCGAUAUCGCCACGAGCCAGUGGGAUUCGGUGGCCACGCCGGGCGAGUGCCCUGGGAAGCGGACUGACCACAGCGUCGUGCUCUUCCGGGAGUACAUGAUAGUUUUCGGCGGUUCCGAUGGCCGGAACCGAUUCAACGACAUGUGGGAGCUGAACCUGCGCGAGCGCCGCUGGAUGCAGACCUCCACGACGUCCGCCCCGCGAGGCCGCUUCGCUCACACGGCCGUCAUGUAUGACAACGGGAUGUUCGUCUUCGGCGGCUGGGAUGGGCAGGACACCCUGCGGGAGCUGCACGAGUACAACGUGUCGUCCAACAUGUGGAUCGCGCUGCCCCCUCGAGGCACCGCUCCCAGCGCGAGGUACCGCCACACCGCGGUGCUCUGCGGCGACGCCAUGUUCACGUUCGGCGGCGUGGACAAGGCGCAGAACCGCUUCCCGGACCUCUACGAGUACCGCUUCCAGCCCAAGAUGUGGAACAAGGUUAACACAACCGGCAACGCGCCUUCUGCGCGCACUUUUCACAAGGCCGUGGUGCACAGCGGCUGCAUGUACAUCCUGGGCGGCUUCGAUGGUCGCCGACUAAACGACAUGCACUGCGUCCAGCUCCGGACCGCCCAAGAACUGGCGCGACUGCAGGCGCAGGACCGCACUUCAGCCAUGGGCGCACAGGGAAGCGGCGGCCAGUGGGCUCGGGGUCAGGCUCCUGGCGCUGGCGGGAAUAGUGCUGUCGGGGACGCACAAGAUGCAGCGGCUGGCCGGACCCCAGAGGAGAUGUGGGCGUGGCACCAGGUGAAAGACCAGCAGGGCCACAUCUACACUCCGCGCACAGGCCACGCGGUCAUCGUAUGGAACCACUGCUUCUACCUCAUGGGGGGCACCGAUGAGAAUGCCAGGCAGAAUGACAUCUACAGGUAUGACGUGCGCAAGCGCAUCUGGGCGCUCGUCGGCCCCGCCUCGGGGCAUGCGCCUUCCGCCCGCUCUGGCUCAAAGGCUGUCAUUUGCCGCGACAGUAUCUUCUUCUUCGGUGGGUACACGAAGAAGGACGGCGAUUACUUCAACGACCUCUUCGAGUUCAACAUACCCCGCGCGCACUGGUCGCGAAUAGAUGCUGUGGACCGACCGUCCGUCCGGACCGACCACUCAUGCAUCAUGUACGAGGCGAGCAUGUACAUCUUCGGAGGCUUCGAUGCGAGUUCCCGCUUUUCCGACCUCCACCAAUACAGCAUCGACGACCGGAAGUGGACCGAAAUCCCAGCGGCCGGGAGUACCCCCAUGGGCCGCUUCGGCCACUCCGCCGUCGUCCACAUGUCUGGGAUGUUUGUGUUCGGCGGGUGGAAUGGGCAUGAUACUCUGGACGAUCUGUAUGAGUUCUCCCUGACUACCAAGCACUGGUACAGCAUCCCAGGCCGUGGCGAGAUGCCCCCGUCUAGAUACAGGCAUAGCGCCGCGGUGUACGGCUGCUGCAUGUUCAUCUUCGGCGGCGUGGACAAGAGGCAGGAGCGGUUCUCAGACCUCUUCGAGUUCAAUUUCGACACGAGGUCGUGGGCGCGCCUGAAGACCUUCGGUGACCCGCCGACGGCACGCACAUUCCAUUGCGCAGUAAUGUACGGCGGGGAGAUGUACAUCCUGGGUGGCUUUGACGGUCAGCGCCGGAACGACAUGUACCGGAUCGCAAUGCCAGAACAACUUCCCAGGGAGGAGAAGCGCAGGCGGAGGCUCAUCACUCUGCCUGGCGACACCGAGUCGGCGAUCGAGCCGGAGAGCGCCGCCGAUUCCGUCGCGGACCAGAAGACCUCCAAUAGCCAGGAGGACCAGCUGCGACUUCAGGUGCAAGAGCUGCAGAAGAGGCUCGAGGUGGAGCUCGAGAGACACCUCUGCAAGAUAUGCUACGAGCGGGAGAUCGACACGGUCCUCCUGGACUGCAAUCACCGAACGGUCUGCCAGCGCUGCCUGGAGCAGGUGCAGCUGUGCCCCUUGUGCAGAGUGCCGAUCUCCAACGUUGUGCAGACGUUCAACGCGUGAGGCCACGCCACAAGAGAGCACGCUGGCGCUUUGACCGUAGUCCCUUGUUUGAUUGGAGCGCUGGUGGCAAAACGCCAGGCGGGGGAGAUCGUGCACACUCCAGGGCAUCUCGAUCCAAUUC